Molecule: messenger RNA, 1284 nt
Organism: Pyricularia pennisetigena
Lineage: Eukaryota; Fungi; Ascomycota; Sordariomycetes; Magnaporthales; Pyriculariaceae
Exons: 3
Coding region: 1-1284 (427 amino acids)
Molecular function (GO): protein binding
Source: RefSeq, a predicted model, not a curated record
AUGGCUGAACAACCGCCACACCGCGAAGCGACCAGGGACGAGUUCACCGAGGCAUUCAACGCGCAGCUCCUGCAGAUAAAGGUGCUUCUCCAAUCCUCUGACGAGCCGCGGCUGGAACCUCCAGCGUCCAACAUAUCCGCGGCCCGGCGACUGGCCGACCAGGCCGUGGCCCUCUCGGAGGCCUACCCGAAACUGCACGCCAAGGCGCACCUGUUCCUGGGCCACGUCCUGCGUGCCGACGGCCGGUGGCUCGAGGCGCACCAGGCGUACGUCAGGUCGGCUCCCGUCUGUCUGGAGGUCGGGCGGCUCACGGCGCAGAUGAUCGCCGCGUACAACCGGGAGGUGGAGGAGGAGAAGGUGCAGAGGCGAGCGAGGAAGGUGAGAGAGCUGACUGGUGAAUCCGGUGAAGAGAAGCACGAGCAGGCUGUUGUACCUGAGCCCGAGUCGGUCCUGGAGAGUAGUCCCAAGACGAGCCCCGGUCCGCCAGUGCUGAGGAGGAACUGGCCCAAAGAAAUCCCCUACCUCAACGCACCCCUCCGCUCACCAGCCCUGACCCCGGCCCAACUAACCGCCAUCCGCACACCACCAUCGUCAUCAUCCACCACCCGACCCAGCACGGUCCCGCCCUCGUUCCCCCGCGGGCCCAACCCGGCAGUCGAGAUCCGUCCCAUCACGGACCCUCGGCACCCAGCUCACGGCCAGGCCGGACUGUUCGCCACGCGCCGCCUCGAGCCGGGUUCGCUGAUCCUGCCGUACCUGGGCGAGAUCCACCCGGGCGCCGCAACUGCCACUCGAGACGACCAAGAUGAGGAAUACGACUACUCCAAAUCGGACUACGACCUCUGGCUGUCCCGCGACGCCGACGUUGCCGUCGACGCCGCCCGCUGCGGCAACGAGGCACGCUUCGUAAACGACUACCGCAGCGUGCCCGGCGCCGAACGCGCCAACGCCGAGUUUCGCGAGGUCUGGGAUCCGCGAUGGAGGUACCGCGCUGCUGCUGCUGCUGCUGCUUCUGCCGCCGCCGGUGGUGAUGUUGGUGGUGAGGGAAAGGGUCCACCUGUCAUGGCCGCGCAGGCCGGCGAGUGGGGCAUGGCGUUGUUUGUGCUGCCCGUCGGGAAGAAGACGCUGGCUAGGAAACAGCAGCAGCAGCACCAGCAGCAGCAGAAUCAGGGUGGAUCCGGUAAGAGGGGUGUAAGGGGCAUUGAGAAGGGGGAGGAGAUCCUAGUCAGCUAUGGCAAGGGGUUCUGGGAGAAGCGGAGGGAAGAGUCCGGCGAGGCACCGUGA